AUGUGUCUGUCCUCGAAACUGAUCGGUACCAUUUGUAUCUUAACUAUCGUGAAUAUAUCAAAAGGAUAUAUUCGAGAAUGCAGAUACUUACAAGCCAACGAUACAUUUACAUAUGAAGAUCUUGAAAUUCCCGCUAACCUAACUGGGGAUUAUAGUUUUCUGAAAAUAGUGGAUGGAUCCAAAGAGUCGGUUAACGAACACCUAAGAGCCUGUGUCUGCAAAGUGAGACCCUGCAUACGGAUGUGCUGUCCCCGCAAGAAUAUUCUGGCCAACGGGGAGUGUAAUGAUGGCCUGAAGAAGGAGAUUUCCCUAACCAUGUUGAAUCUUACAAUGGAAGAUAUAAUAACAAAUGAUCCGACUAUUGCGGAGCUUAGGAUGGCGCCGCAAUACAAUUCUACCAAGCUACUCGUUUUAAGGGACCAAUUUCAGCCCUGCGACGAGAUUUUUAACCUGAAAGCAGAUGAGUACACCAUGUUGAAGGAUGGGUCCUUACUUCUCCACUCCACUAACGAGAUCUUGCAGAAUGAACAAUACUGCCUUUAUCCUGAAGUUUAUUCGGACUUUCCGAAGAUCUUAUGGAUUGUUAAUAGAAAGUGUAUAAGGAAUUUGAUGCCAGCGACCCUGGAACUUACGUUAAUAUCUCUAGCAUGUUUUAUCCUGACUAUGGCUGUGUAUCUUUUUGUUGAGAAACUCCGUAACUUACUCGGUAAAUGCCUUAUAUGCUGCCUAUUCGGCAUGUUUAUGGAGUACUUUAUCUGGACUUUGGACCAAUUUAAUUUAUUAUAUGGCAUUUGCACUCCAGCAGGCUACAGUAAAUACUAUUUCUCGAUGGCUUCCUAUCUCUGGUUCUCGGUCAUUAGCUAUCAUUUGAAAAAACUUUUCACUUCCCUGAAUCGCUAUGAAGCACGUUAUCUGUUCUUAAAGUACAGCGCAUUUGUUUGGGGCACGGCUGCUAUUCCCACAGGAGUAAUUUAUUUAAUGAAUGAAAUUUGGGGAGAGGAUCCCGAAAAAAGGAACUGGAUGCCUUUGGUGGGUUUUAUUGGAUGCUCUGUGCAAGAUUGGGGCUGGUCUUCCUGGAUUUACUUUCAUGGCCCUAUUCUGAUCCUAACCACUUUUAAUGCUACCAUGUUCGUUCUAACGGCUGUGUAUAUUUGGAAAGUAAAGAGGGAAGUCAAUAGGUUUUCCCAACAGACAUUGAUAUCUUUUUCGUGUUUUAGUUACCUACAGUUUCUGCGGCUGUUUGUCAUAAUGGGCGUAUCUUGGAUCCUGGACCGAAUUUCACGUUUGGCGGAGGACUUUCAUUUCUUUCUGGGCACAAUUUUCUUAAAUAUUACCAUUUACUUGAACGCCACCUUUGGUAUUAUCAUAUUUGGGCUGCUUAUCCUUAAGGGCAGUACAAUAAAGCUGUUAAUGGAUAGGUAA
Drosophila takahashii is the source of this 1422-nucleotide messenger RNA. RefSeq names its product methuselah-like 12 (gene mthl12). NCBI's taxonomy places the organism in Eukaryota, Metazoa, Arthropoda, Insecta, Diptera, Drosophilidae. The record is from RefSeq and is a predicted model, not a curated record. Gene Ontology annotation, molecular function: G protein-coupled receptor activity. Gene Ontology annotation, cellular component: membrane. Gene Ontology annotation, biological process: cell surface receptor signaling pathway.